AUGAAUUUAUCAUCUCCAUUGUCCCUCUUUUCUUUUCCGAGUACUGUUUUCUGCUGUGGUUAUAAUACUGAUCGGUUUUUAGGCGUGAAGAGUGAUCACGGGCCAUCGGAUCUCUUCUCAUUGGUUCAUUUAUCCACUUUAGAGAAUGAAAUGAAAAACGCAGGAGCAGGCUAUAUUGUACAAGUAUCUACGAAAUUUUCCAAAUCCUAUUUUCUAACAAGUAAUCAUCAUGUAUAUAUUGGUAGAGAUAUGCGUCGUUGGACUUGGCCCGAUCUUCUAUUGCCUGAUAAAAUUGUUGAUAUCAAAACAGGACAGAAUAGUGCCUUGUUUUUAAUGUCAUCGGGAAAAGUUUAUAUGGACACUGAUUCAGGAAAUCCUUGUUUAUUUGAAAAAGAAUAUACUGCUAAAAUGAUCGCAGCAACAGGAAUGAGUUAUUGGAUUUUGGAUGUGAAUAAUGUAUUACGUGGAACUGGUGAGCUACUUUCCAAUCCAGUUGAAAGUCCCAUUGAUUUGAAAGCCUAUUUGGAUGAUGAUGAAGAUGUUGCAGAAUUGGUCACAGGAGGAAGCAGUAUUUGUAUUAUCACAAAUAGACGAAAUUUAUAUAUUUUGGGAGAAAAGGUAGCCUUUGGAAUGUCUGAUACAUCGAUUUAUAAACUUCCACACCGUAUGCAUCGAUUUGACGGCAUGGUAAACAAAGUAUCAUGUGGAUGGUAUUUUACAAUGGUGUUAGCUAUUGAUCACAGUUUACACGGAGCAGGUAGAAAUACUUAUGGACAGCUCAGCAAUCCCAAUACUGAUCAAGAUGAUGAUCAUACGAGUGGCUCUGGUGCAGUAACAAGACCAGCUAUCUAUGAACAAACAACCUGGAAAGAGUUUACUCCACAUCUUCCACCAGGAGAAUUUGUAGAGAAUAUUUGUUGUGGAUCCGAUCAUGUGGUCAUUGCCACCAAUAAGGGUAAAGUUCUCACCAAAGGAAUGACCACGUACGGUCAGAUUGGAAGACGAGAUAGGAACGAAGUUUUCGAUUUACCCAACUUUCAUGAUCCCAACUAUGAGGACGUUAUUAAGAAUGCAGUGGGAGAGAAUUACACUGCAAGAUUUGCUUCCAAUAAUUUUAACACAUUGAGUACCUAUGUGAUUUAUGUUCCAUCCAUAUCCAAGCAAUUAAUUUAUUUCAAAGAAAAGAUGAAAACUGCAUUUAUGGACAACAAACUAACCGAUUUAUCAUUCUUCUUCCAAUAA
Molecule: messenger RNA, 1242 nt
Organism: Naegleria lovaniensis
Lineage: Eukaryota; Heterolobosea; Eutetramitea; Acrasida; Naegleriidae
Exons: 2
Coding region: 1-1242 (413 amino acids)
Source: RefSeq, a predicted model, not a curated record